AUGAGGCGGUCAUUGUUUCAGCUGGCCGCAUGCUCUCGUACAGGACUAUCUGUAUCUGGCAGACAAUUCAGAAGCUAUCUUUAUCAUCAAGCUCUCCGGCAUAUCUCUGACCAGAAAAAGGACCAUGGUGACCCUUUGCGAAUCCUCUUCUGUGGAUCCGACUGGUUCAGUGCGGCUUCUUUGAGAGCACUCUACAAGUUCUCCCAGUGUCCUGAUAGCAACAUACUCUCUAUCGAUGUCGUGACGAGGAAUGAUAAACGGGUAGGACGAGGCUUCAAGAUCAUCAAGGCGCCGCCCAUCAAAGGCGUGGCUCUCGACCUAGGUCUCCCAAUUCAUCAAAUCGAUACAUUCACCGGAUGGGAUCCUCCACAGUAUGCUGAGCAGACCAGCCCCAAUAUCAAUUUGAUCGUUGCUGUGUCGUUUGGUCUUUUCAUACCACCACGGAUUUUGACCCAGUCGAAAUAUAGUGGGUUGAACGUCCAUCCGUCAAUGCUUCCCGACCUACGAGGCGCUGGUCCUAUUCAAUGGACCAUUCUUCAGGGGCGAACAACGACCGGAGUCACAUUGCAGACCUUGCACCAUCGCCGAUUUGACGAGGGAACCAUUCUUGACCAGACUCCGGCUCCAGGUCUGGCCAUUCCAAAUCCGGACGAGAUUACGGGGAGCCAGCUGACGGCACUACUGGCACCUAUUGGAGCGAAAAUGCUAGUCGAUGGCAUUCGCAAUCGCGUAUACAUUCCGCCACAUGUCCCUAUUCUCGCUCCGGGUACAGAAUCGACAACACCUCUGGCACACGCCCCGAAGAUCCCUGCCGCAUUGCACGCCAUCGACUUCGAGACACUACCAGGCAUUGACAUCUUGAGGAGAAGCCGUACGAUAAGUCCCCUCCGCACUUGGGCCAAAAGGAUUUUAGGAGAUAACAUCCAAAUCAAACUUGACGGAGACAUGCGGGCUUCAACGACAGAAGAUAUUCCCGGGUCUGUUACGGCGAAAGCGAGUCUUAUUCCCCCUGGCAUCCCAUAUGCUAUCGUCCCGGCAAACAAGAAGAUCUAUCACAGUGAUAAGCCUUUGAUUGUCAAUACUGUCCCAGGUCCGAUGGGUGAAAUUCGUCGCAUUGUCAUUCCUUCGAUCACAGUCGCCUCAAUGAAGCCCGGACCCGGGGCCGCAGCCGCAGCUCGUGCUGGCUUGUUCCUCCCUGAUCCACUCUGCGUUGAAUACUAUAAGCUAUACUACUUCAGAAGUGCUUUAUCGGUGCCUGGAAUGGCGACCUCUCCAGGCGCAGCAGAAAGGCAGCCCGACUCCACCUUGGCUCCACUCUCUAGCGGAUGA
This is a messenger RNA of Rhinocladiella mackenziei CBS 650.93, 1329 nucleotides long. RefSeq lists its product as uncharacterized. The record is from RefSeq and is a predicted model, not a curated record. NCBI's taxonomy places the organism in Eukaryota, Fungi, Ascomycota, Eurotiomycetes, Chaetothyriales, Herpotrichiellaceae. Gene Ontology annotation, molecular function: methionyl-tRNA formyltransferase activity. Gene Ontology annotation, biological process: conversion of methionyl-tRNA to N-formyl-methionyl-tRNA; biosynthetic process. Gene Ontology annotation, cellular component: mitochondrion. The transcript has a single exon. Bases 1 to 1329 code for a protein of 442 amino acids.